UCUAUCUCUCUCUCUUUCGCUUUACUCUUAAACCCUAGUGUUCAAAAGUUUUUCUCAAAAAAAGGAAAAAAAAGAAUAAUGGCAGAAACGAGUCAACUGAUCCAGUACAUUGAGUCGUUCGUUGAUUCAUCUCGUUCUCCUAGUCAGCAGGCUGCCAGUCUGGACGCCAUUGCUUCAUUGUUGAAGAAUAAUCAGUUAACGGUAGAAACACUGGUUAGAGAGAUGGAGGGGUAUUUGACCACUGCAGACAACAUUAUUCGUGCUAGAGGUAUUCUCCUUCUUGGUGAAGUUCUCAUGCAUCUUGCAUCAAAGCCAUUGGAUGACGCUGCUAUUCAUAGCUUGAUACAAUUUUUCACAGAUAGAUUGGCAGAUUGGAGAGCUUUACGGGGAGCACUUGUUGGCUGCUCGGCUCUGUUGAGGAGGAAAAGCAGUGGUGGUAUUGUCAGUGAAACUGAUGCAAAAGCAGUUGCAGAGUCAUAUUUACAGAAUCUACAAGUGCAGUCUCUAGGAAAGUAUGACCGAAAGCUUUGCUUUGAACUUCUGCAAUGUCUACUAGAACGCUACCCCAAAGCUGUUGCUUCACUGGGUGAUAACCUUAUUUAUGGAAUCUGUGAAGCUGUUGAUGGAGAAAAGGAUCCUCACUGCUUGAUGUUAAUAUUUCACAUUAUUGAGAUUUUGCCGCAACUCUUCCCAGAUCCUUUGGGCCCCUUUACCAGUUUUGCUCAUGACCUUUUUGAGAAUUUGAGCUAUUACUUUCCGAUUCAUUUCACACAUCCAAAAGGUGAGGAUUUGAAUAUUAAAAGGGAUGAUCUUGCUAGAGCAUUAAUGCUAGCAUUUUCGUCCACACCUCUUUUUGAGCCAUUUGCCAUUCCAUUGCUCCUUGAGAAACUUUCUUCUUCACUUCCAUCAGCCAAGGUUGAUUCUUUGAGGUAUCUCAGUGAUUGCACAGUGAAGUAUGGAGCAGACAGAAUGGCAAAACAUGGUGAAGCUCUUUGGUCUUCAUUAAAAGAUGCAGUAUUUACUUCACUUGACAGUGUACUAUCAUUUACUCCAGAAACCCUUGAAGGUUUAUGCCUUCCAGAAAAUGAAAUUGCAGCAGAAGCUCUAAGUCUUCUACAGAAGCUUAUUGUGCAAAAUACAAACUUGUUUUUAGAUUUAAUUGUUGUUGAUGAAGAUAUAAACAUGAUCUUCAAUAUGAUCUCUAGUUAUAAGAGUUACCAUGGAAUUCCUGCACAGAGCAAGCAGAGAUUGCAUGCAGUUGUUUGUAUCCUUUCCACUUCUGUUAAGGCUUCGACAGCAUCAUGCAAUAGAGUUUUUGAAUGUUUCUUCAGCCGAUUGAUGGAUAUUCUGGGUCUCUGUGUUAGAAAUUCUUCUGGAAAUUUAUCUCCAGAUGACAGCAUUAUGAUUCCCGAAAGAUAUAAUCAUGGAGCUCUUUAUCUCAGCAUUGAGCUUCUUUCAGCAUGCAGAGAUUUAAUUGCUAGUUCUGAAACAAUCAUAGCAGCAUCUGCUCGUACAGAAGAAACAUGGAGCUAUUUGCUUCAAAGCUUUUUGCCUUCACUUACAAAGGCCUUCUGCUCUGCCUCCAUUUGCACUAGUGAAGAUAGUCAUGAUGCAGACAUGUACUUUGGAGUGAAGGGGUUGCUGAUUUUGGCUACCUUCCCUGAAGGCUAUUUGCUGAUAUCGAAGCCUGUGUUUGAGAAGAUCUUAACGACAUUUGUAUCGAUUGUCACAGUGGAUUACAGCAACACAUUGUUAUGGAAACUGGCACUGAAAGCCCUAGUGCAGAUUGGCUCAUUUAUUGAAAAAUGCCAUGAAUCUGAGAAGGAACCAAGCUAUUUGGGACUUGUCGUUGAAAAAAUUGUUUCAUUGUCCUCUCUUGGAGAUUUUAGCAUACCAUUUCCACUGAGAUUGGAAGCACUCUCCGAAAUUGGGACAAGUGGAAAAAGUUAUAUGCUUAAAGUUGUUGAAGGGCUGGAAGAAGCUAUAUAUGCCAAUUUAUCUGAGGUUUAUGUCCAUGGAAGUUCAAAUUCAGCAGAAAUUGUAACUCAAGUUUUGAAAUGCUACUCUGAUAAGGUGAUUCCAUGGAUACAUUGUGCAAAUGGUUUUGAAGAAGUUCCGUUGCAAUUCGCCAUUCAUAUUUGGAACCAAAUUGAGAAUAGCAUGGUGUUCAAUGCUACUCAAACCAACAAAAUAGAAGUUCUUGAUGCGAUGAUGAAAGCAAUGAAACUUGCUGUUGCAAGUUGUUCACAGGAAAACCAAAACAUAAUAGCACAAAAGAGUUACCAUAUACUUUCAUCAAGCACUUCUUUUCCCCUGAAGGAGCUGUUUCAGCAGGAAAGCUUUCAAAUUGUUCAAGUGGAUAACAGUUCCAGUAGAGAUGAAUGGAUUCUUUCACUUUUUGCAGCAGUGGUUAUAGCAGUUCAUCCUGAAACAUACGUUCCAAAUAUAAAACCAUUACUUUAUCUGUUCAUGACAACCCUCCUCAAGGGUAAUGUUGCGGCAGCCCAGGCAUUGGGCUCUGUGGUUAACAAAUUGGGUCUAAAAUCUGCUGGAGUACAAACUGAUUGUACCUUGGAGGAAGUGAUGGAUAUAAUUCUUAACUUGAGUUUAUGGAUUUUCCAAAGCAAUAGCUCAUCUGAUAUUGAAGCAAAAAUGGCCAGUGCCCAUGACAUAAGUUUAAUUAAUUUAUGUAGCAGUAUUGGAAGUUGUACCUCCCUUCAAAUCCAUGCCAUUGUUGGGCUUGCAUGGAUUGGAAAAGGUUUGCUUAUGCGAGGCCAUGAAAAAGUUAAAGACAUAACUAUGAUCUUUUUGCAGUGCUUACAGCCAAAUGGGAGAGCAGAAAUCUUGCAUCAGGAAGAGGGCAUUUCAGAGAAUAAUAAUGAGCUGGAUUUGCAUCAUUCUGUGAUGAAACGUGCAGCUGAUGCAUUUCAAAUUCUUAUGGGUGACUCUGAAGUGUGUUUGAAUCGGGGAUUCCAUGCAGUAAUACGGCCUCUGUAUAAGCAACGGUUUUUCUCAACAAUGAUGCCAAUUUUGCAGUCUCUGAUUAUGAAAUCUGAACCACUAUCAAGAUCUUUGCUGCUUCGGGCUUCUGCACAUAUUAUUAUAGACACUCCACUAAUUGUUGUCUUGAGUGAUGCGAAGAAGAUAAUUCCAAUGGUGCUGGAUGGUUUAUCUGCAUUAAGCAAUGAUAUUCUGGAUAAAGAUGUUAUUUAUGGUCUCCUGCUAGUCUUGUCUGGAAUAUUGAUGGAUAAAAAUGGUCAAGACGCUGUUUCAGAUAGUGCACACACUAUCACCAAUCGUCUCAUUGAACUUAUUCAAUACCCUCAUAUGAUGCUUGUUCGUGAGACAGCUAUUCAGUGUCUUGUUGCCGUUUCUGGGCUAUCCCAUGCGAGGAUUUAUCCCAUGAGAACACAGGUGCUACGAGCUAUAGCAAAGGCUCUUGAUGAUCCAAAGAGAGCUGUUCGUCAAGAAGCUGUUAGAUGCAGACAAGCAUGGGCAUCAAUUGCAUCAAGAAGUCUUCAUAUCUAACAUCACGAGUUUGCUUCGCUUCCGAGGCUAGCCAGGUGCAGUAAAUAUUGCUACAGAUUCUUAAGUGAUCAUUUGUCAUAGUAAAAGAAGUGUAAAUUACUAUUUAACGCUUCCAUUUGUAAAUAUUUUUUCAAAGUGACUACAAUUUCUAUUUAACAAAAGAAAUGAGUGCCAAGAGGUGAUCUUAUUCUAUUUCAACAAGGACGAGAGGGGAUAAUUAAAUGCUUGUUCUGUUUAGCGAGCACAGAAAGAAGCAAAAUGAAACAUAUUUGUCUGGACGGCUUCAGUUCAAGAAACAUGAUCUAAUCAGAUUUGUUAAAUAAAACCUACCUAGUAAAUAAUAAAAAAAGUGCUGU
Messenger RNA from Theobroma umbraticum, 3884 nucleotides. It is a transcript of the gene MET18, whose product is annotated as ARM repeat superfamily protein. NCBI's taxonomy places the organism in Eukaryota, Viridiplantae, Streptophyta, Magnoliopsida, Malvales, Malvaceae. The record is from RefSeq and is a predicted model, not a curated record. Gene Ontology annotation, cellular component: cytosolic [4Fe-4S] assembly targeting complex.